ACAUAAUGCCGCAGCUGAGUGGAAGGCUCUUCUCUUGAUAUUUACUUGGAUAUAACUUAUGGUUUAAAAAUGUUUAAAGAAGGUAACUUACCUCACCCACAAUCCGGUGUCAAUGAAGAUCAAAAUCCGCCUCAAUACCAACCAUCAGUAAAUGGUUAUAAAAAUGCUCAACCCCAGCCGUAUCCAUAUCAAACAUACCAAUCCGAACCAUAUCUUAAGCAGAGCGAAGUUCUCAACCAGCAAGAAUAUUUUCCUCACAAUACUACUAUGUACUCACCAUCACCAGUAUACCUCACGAAUGUCUUGUAUUUCUCAACAUGCCCAAUGCAUGUUGUAUGUCAACAUUGCCGUGCCCAAGUUUUAACGUCAACUAUGCAUACCUCUGGUGUUGCUGUUUGGCUCAUUUCAUUAUUAAUUUGUAUUUUGGGAGGUUUUCUUGGAUGUUGCCUCCUUCCGUUUUGCAUCGAUGGGCUAAAAGAUGUUGAACACUUGUGUCCAAACUGUGGUAAAGUAUGUGGAGUAUGCAGAAGAUUAUAAGCUGAAUGAAAUAUAUAGUCGGGUGUAUAAAUAAAAAAAUAUAUUAUAAAAAUAUUUUGUAAAUAAAUUUUUGAAAUAGAUAUAUUUUUU
This is a messenger RNA of Hydra vulgaris (swiftwater hydra), 627 nucleotides long. Its product is annotated as cell death-inducing p53-target protein 1 homolog. Gene Ontology annotation, molecular function: zinc ion binding. The record is from RefSeq and is a predicted model, not a curated record. NCBI's taxonomy places the organism in Eukaryota, Metazoa, Cnidaria, Hydrozoa, Anthoathecata, Hydridae.